GAUGCCGUUUGUGGUGGGCACCCACCAGUCCAGCCAAAACCAAAAAAAAUACCCAAAAGGCAAAAGCCAAAACAAUCACUCGCAGAAACUACACACAUUUCCCCUUCCAGCCCGCAAUCUCAACCUUCACUGCAUUUCCAAUCUCCAAAACUUCUCCACAGAAUCAUUUCUUAAAUCACAUCCACAACCUUCUUUCUUGUUAUCCUUCGUAUGUUCCGUUUCCUCAGGCUCUAGCUUCAAAUUCUGUUCAUUCUGAGCAUAGGAAGAAGGUUGGUGAGAUGGGGUAUUUUUCUUGCAGUGCGGAAUCUGCUAUUUCUACCUCCAGUUCUCAGUUGCCUCAGAAACCCAUCAACAGAAUCCAGCAGUUUCAGUAUAGUGAUCUUGAGGCUGCCACCAAUGGGUUUUCUGAGCAGAAGCUACUGGGGAAAGGCAGCCACGGCUGCGUCUACAAGGCCGUCCUCCGGGGCCGCCUCGUCGCCGUGAAGAAGCCCUCCCGCGGCAGUGGGGCUGGAGUCUCGCCUCGGGUGGCUACGUCUUCCUCGUCAACCAACGAGGUUGAGAACGAAAUCGAGAUUCUGUCGAAAAUUCAGAGCCCAAGGCUGGUGAAUUUGGUGGGUUUUACGAAUGAUUCCAAGCAGCGGCUUCUGGUGGUUGAAUUCAUGAGCAAUGGUACGCUCUAUGAUGUUCUUCAUUCCAAUUCUCGGACCCCCAAUUGGGGUCGGAGGAUUCGAUUAGCACUGCAGACUGCUAAGGCCAUAGACACCCUUCAUUCAUCAGUUCCGCCGGUGAUUCAUAGGGAUAUCAAGUCUGCAAACGUGUUGAUUGACAGGAAUUUCAAUGCCCGGUUGGGUGAUUUCGGGCUGGCGCUGCGGUGCCAUGUUGAUGAUUAUCGGCUGAGAUCAACCCCACCUGCAGGCACAAUGGGGUAUCUUGAUCCAUGCUAUGUGACCCCAGAUAAUUUGAGUACUAAAACUGAUGUUUUCAGUUUUGGGAUACUGCUGUUGGAGAUUAUUAGUGGUAGGAAGGCCAUAGAUGUGGGGCAUUCGCCGCCUUCCAUUGUGGAUUGGGCUAUUCCAUUGAUAAGGAAAGGGAAGCUUCUUGCUAUAUAUGAUCCGACGAUUGCACCUCCGAAGGAACCUUUUGUGAGGAAGCAGUUGGCGGUGAUUGCAGCGAAGUGUGUGAGGUCUUGUAGGGAGAGGAGGCCGUCGAUGAAAGAGGUUGUUGAAUGGCUUGGUGGGUUGAGUAAGCUGGUUCCUCUGCAUACAUGGAAUGGUUUUAAUAAUCCAUGUUUGAUGGUGGAGACAAUGGGGUGCCCUGUUGAAGCAUCAAAGAUGGAUGGUGUUGAAGGAGGGAAUAUGGAUGGUAUGGAUGCUAAAUUUGGUAGGACGCCAUUGAGGAAUUCGCGGAGAGUGUACUCUGAUUUGGGGUUCAGGAACAAUUUGAUGGAUCUGAUGGCUGGAACUGAUGGUGAGUCUGAAUUUCGAGGGGAGGCUGAGGGGUUUGGACCUAUGUCAAAGUCAGUGAAUUGGGGUUCUAGUUUUAGAUUUGAUAGGGGGAGUAGUCAGUCUCGGACUCGUGGUAAUGAUAAGGGUGGUCUCUUUCGCUUAAGGCGAAACCUUUCUGCAGGAGAGGGUUCAGAAAUAUUCUCAAGGAGAGAUCAAUCAAGUUUUAGUGCUAGUAAAGCCAGCCAUAUCUGACCAUGAAACAAGCUCAACCUUGUAAGCCACUCUUGCUUGGAAAUCACAUUGAAGUAGAUUAAUUGUAGUUCAUUCAUUUGUGGAUUUCAAUCAGUUGACCUUUUCAGUGUUCAUUAAAAAGUUAUGUAUUGAUGAUAUAUGUAGAGCUAGGGCACAUUGCUGAUGUCCCCCUUGUAGUUGUUGAUCCUUUUUCUUUGUUCAUCUUCAUUAUGCAAAGCUGAUGUAUGAUAAAUUCGAUGUUUAAUACAUACAUUUAGCUGAUUCAAAAGUCAUCAA
This is a messenger RNA of Vitis vinifera (wine grape), 1973 nucleotides long. RefSeq names its product serine/threonine-protein kinase-like protein At3g51990. The coding region runs from base 279 to 1697 and encodes 472 amino acids. Lineage: Eukaryota; Viridiplantae; Streptophyta; Magnoliopsida; Vitales; Vitaceae. Gene Ontology annotation, cellular component: plasma membrane. Gene Ontology annotation, biological process: protein phosphorylation. The transcript has a single exon. The record is from RefSeq and is a predicted model, not a curated record. Gene Ontology annotation, molecular function: protein kinase activity; ATP binding.